AUGACGCUACUCCACCACUGGACCGCGUCCACCAGCCAGCAGGUAGCAAAAGACAAGGAGAUACGCAACUUUUGGCAGAACACAGCCACGAGCGUCGCCCUUCAGCAUCUAUAUGUUCUCCAAGAAAUCAUGAGCGUGGCCGCUUUGCAUCUUGCAUAUCUCUCCCAAUCAGAAAAGUCCACGUACAUGGAAAUUGCCUCGGAGCACCACAUCAGGUCGCUUCAGGGAUUGCAUACAGCCGUCAGCAAGUGCAGAAACGACAUUGAGCAAGGAUCUACGGUAUUUCUCUGA
Molecule: messenger RNA, 291 nt
Organism: Fusarium odoratissimum NRRL 54006
Lineage: Eukaryota; Fungi; Ascomycota; Sordariomycetes; Hypocreales; Nectriaceae
Exons: 1
Coding region: 1-291 (96 amino acids)
Biological process (GO): regulation of transcription by RNA polymerase II
Molecular function (GO): DNA-binding transcription factor activity, RNA polymerase II-specific
Source: RefSeq, a predicted model, not a curated record